CGCCUAUCCCCGCAGAGCCGGGCGGAGGAGCACACGGCAGAGCAGGUAAAGUCCUCUGGGCUCCUGGCCCUCCUCAUCUUCUUCCCUCUCUCCCUUUCCAGCCCGCACCCCUUGCGGCUUCCCCCACUGCUUGUGGUGCUUUUUUUCAGGUGCAAGGGGGAAGGUGGGCACCGGCAGUGCAAGGGCUUUAUCGGCAAGAGUUGUGAUUGUAAGCAAAGUUUUCUGGUUAUCGAGCUUCAGAUAAGGCAGCGACUGCAUGGAGUGAGUGAUAAAAUGUCUAGGAUUUCUGUAGAUGGAAGGGUGGCUGUUCUGGGAGUGAGAGGAGAGGGUAAUCUGGAAGCUUCUCAUAAGCGGGGAGUCCCGCAAGGCUCAGAAAUCUCAUCACAGCAAAUGCGAGGAGCGAUCUCCGGGGAAAUGCCGGGUGGGAUCUGCAGGAGAUACCCACAGCAUGGUUUGGGACUGUCUGGAAGUUGCCGUGAGCUGCAAACCGACCUAUUUGACUCAAAAAAUGAACUACUUCAUCCUGUAGAUUGGCUUGCCAGGCAGGGUUUUCACAGCCCUUUUUGUGCCCUGCUGAUUGUCCGUGUGAGUUAGGAUGAAAAAGCACUUUCCUUAACAUUUAAUCUCCUUAUAUAUUAAGUUAGCAUGCUUUAAUUAAAAUACACUCCCUGAUCAAAGUGAAUGAAUUGGAAUAAGUAAAUCGGGACUGACAUUGGAAGCAUUAGUUAACCUAUGCAGAGUAAUCAAACCUUACUGCAAAAUUAUUAGGGCACAGGCAGGGACAAACACAAGUUCAUUGUCUAGGAAACCAGAUACAUCUGAAUGAGAGACAUUUACCAUGGUGCUCCCAAAAGAGUAGCUGAAAGGGGUUUUAAUGUGUGUAAGAACAGGACAGAGGUGAUAGCUUCUUGAAGUCAAAUGUUUAAAUUUUUCAUCAUCUGUCAGUUUGAGUCACUCCUGUUACAAGACUGGAGUUAAGUAUUUGCAAUAGACCGAAGUAUUGCUGGAGGCUUGUUAAAAGAUAUUUUUAUAAAAGAGUACCUUGGUACAUGAGAUUAAACAGUCAAAAAAAGGUGUCAUUUAUCAAAUAUUCAGAUCUGUAACUCGAGCCAUGGCAGAGAACUUUAGGGGGGAAGAAAGAGAGAGCACAGGAUUCAGCAACAAAAAGAAAUGCAGAAAUUCAGUGUCUUGCAAAUAAACCUUUGAAAUGAGGGAGAGGGAGACAAAACCUAACAAAGUCUCUUUAUGGUCAGAGCCAAGUCGGCCAAUGGGACCCUGUGUGUCAUUUCUAAAAUCAGGGACUAAUCCCAGUGUAAGAAGUUGCCAUCUGUGGAUCAAGGCAUUGUCUAAUAUGUCAGAUGAAUUAGUUGUUUUGCCUGUGGGGGUGGUGGUUCUCAGGCUGAGCAGAGGGCCAGGCAGAAAAUCCUCCCUCCACUGUGGAUUGAAGCAGCUGAUGGCCCUCAGAGCUGAGGAGGGGAUGUGGCUGCAGAAACUCCUUUUAGUGAAACCUGCCCAGUCUUUGCUUCUUUUCCACCCCAUUGCAUUAGUCCUGUGUGUAUCCUUGUCCUUCAAGAACUAGGCCAAAAGCAACACGUUCAUUUUGGUUUGAGCAACUGUGAAACUCAAUUUUUUUCUGGCGUCUAUCAGUGACAACCCAGUGAAAAGCUCUGGGUACCCUAUUACUGCCCUUCCAGACAAUUUAUCUUUCAGUGUUUUUUAUGCUGCAUAGCGCAGGGCAGCAGGGAUAGCAAGAGCUACCAAAACAUCUCUUUCCCCAUAAACUGUGUCUGUGGUGCUGGUGAAACUUUGGUGGGACACCUUGUCAUUACAAAGCCCAUGGCUUUGAUCUGUCCAGGUGAAGUGACAUGGGCAGUUUCCCAAAUGUGUGACUUUCCCUCUGCCUCAGAAGAGCAUAAGGGUGUUUUCUCAUUUUUUGCCAAAUGUGGCAGCAGGGAAGGGAGAGCUCCUUCCCCCUCACUGCCUGCAGCACCCUGCAGGGACAGGGGACCAGGGCCAGGCUGUUCCGCCUGAAUUCAGAGAUCUGGAAAUGGAGGGUCCCAGACCAAGCCUGCAGUGAUACUGCAGCUUAACCAGCUAGGAAAAGCUUUCUGUUUGUUUUAUAAUUUUAUAAUUUCCUUUUCCAUUCCAUUUCUCUUUUGUUUUAUCUGAUUUUAAAAGGAUUUGUUUGCCUGUUUUGACAAAGCUGCAUUGAAGUUGUACUUAGGUGCAGUGUAACUUGGUAAAUAAAUGGUUCUACAAGGGAGAAAAUUAAAUGAGCCAUUUGCUAUAGGGAGAUAACUCUGUCUGCACACACACUCUUUGUGGACUUGUGUUUGUAUAAAGUGUAUCUCUAUCCUAGAAAAAGAUCUAAAUUAAAAACUUGGGAGCAAGCAGCUUUGGAUUGUUUUGAUCUCUAUUUGUACUCCAUAACAUAAGCUGUCUCUGAUUUAUAGCCAUGAAAUUUGGGGUGAAUAUUGCAUUUUGACUCUGUUAUUCCUGUUUUCCUCUGCAAUCCAAGUAUCUUUUUAUUCUAAAAACACCAGAAGAAAUGUCCAGACUUUUGAAGAUGUGUUUCUUGUUGAUAUCAAUGAAUCAUGCCAAGAUUACUCACAGUCAGAACUCUGAAGAUUUGCCUCCAUUGUUACACAAAGCUGUGGAGGAAGUAAUAGCUGGGAAAUACCUGAAUGCCCUCCUAGAUAUACUUUAUUUUCAAAGCUCUAAUGUCUGGACAGCAGAUCUGCUUACAAAAGUCAUGGCAUAUUUUCAUGCCCAGAAAGUUAUGUUUACUCUUGGCAGCCUGCAGAUGUCCAUAAAAAGUUACCUGAAGAACCUUUUAUACCAGCCCAGGCAACUGUUGUCUGAAUUGCAACAGCUUGAUCAGCAGCAGUUCCAAACUGCAAUGAAAUACCUCUUCAACAGCAAAAAGGAGCAUCUUGAAAUAGGAAAUAUUAUUCUUGACUGGGGCAAGACUAGAGAGAGAAUUUUUCAAAGCCCAGGAGUAAACAGGACCUUGUUCUUUGUAACACUGGAUAAAUGCUUCCUGGCUCUGAGUGCCCUGGACUGUGUGGAUAUCCUGAGUCAGGUUCUGCGUGUGUCAGCAGUGAACUAUCUCCAACCUGAUGUCAUUGGGAGUCUCCCAAACCUUCUGCUGGAGGAUGCUUUCAGAAACUUAUCAUCAUUAUUCAAGGACCUCUAUGACAGAACCUCAGCAAGCACUCAGAGAGCUCUCUAUGGCUGGAUGAAGCAGAUUCUACAGAAAUCUUACAACAUGAGUGAGUUCAAUGAAUCAACUUCUUGGGUCAGUGCAGAAAGCUUAUGGAUUUUGGGAAGAUACAUGGUCCAUCUCCCAUUAGAAGAAAUUCUGAAAAUUAGUCUCAAUGAAAUCAGACUGUUCAUUAGCUACGACAAUGCAACAAAGCAGUUGGACACGGUGUACGAUAUCACACCAGAGCUUGCACAGGCCCUCCUGGAAAGGAUAAACUCGUCAGGAUUUGAUAUGAGGAACACUUCAACUAUCUACAGGCUGGGUUUGUUGGUUUGUUUUUAUGAUGACCUGGAACAGAUGGAUGCAGCUGUGGCCCGGGCUCUACUUCAUCAAAUGAUUAAAUGCAAUCAGCUGAGAGGUUUCCAGGCCGAGGUUCAUGAGCUCAAAUCUCAGCUCCUGAACAUUGCCAUGCAAAACCAGACAUUGAAUGAUACCCUUGGAUCUCUGUCAGAUGCUGUGGUUGGAUUAACUUCAAGUCAGCUGGAAUCUCUGUCACCUGAAGCAGUGCAUAAUGCUGUUGCAACAUUAAACCAAGUCUCUGGGUGGGCAAAGAGCCAAGUUAUGAUUUUAUCCAGUAAAUAUCUCUCUUAUGAAAAGGUUUUAUCAUUUUACAAUGUGAGCCAAAUGGGCGCCUUGGUGACAGGAAUUGGCACCCGGUCACUGCACAGCAUGAGCCCCAGGGAGCUGGCUCAGAUCAUUCGAGGCACAACAUCCCAGUACUUGUCUGACUUAUCUCCUGCACAGCAGCAGGGCAUUCUCAGGAAGAUUGCUGCAUCUGGAGAUUUUUCUUCAUCAGUCAAAGAUAUACAAGGAGCUUUCUUUAAAGAAGUCUCUCUUUCUGGUUUAUGGAAGCAAAGUGGAUAUAAUUCUUCAAUGCUGAAAGAAAAAGAACUAAGAAGCAGCCAGGCUUUGUAUCUGUAUGAAUUACUGUCCAAGGAAAACUAUCCUGUUGACCUUGUAAGUACAGGACAGCUUGUGAAAGGAGUAACUUGUCAACUCUUUGAAAGUAUGGACACAGACAUAUUUUUAAAUAAUUUUAAAUUCUUUGAAAUGAAUCUUCAUCUGCUUUCUCCAUAUCAGGUUAAUUGUUUGGCUUGGAAAUUUUGGAAAGUCUCCAAUGCAUCCAUUCCUCCCUUCCUCUUACUGGCACUUCCUUCUGAGUACCUGGAGUAUGUUACAGGCCCUUUGUGUGUCCCUUUCCUUGAACGUGUGGGGAAGAUUGGGAUGGACCUUCUGAACCCAAGCCUUCAUAAAAGGGAUGUUGUCCUGCAAAAAGUACAGGAGUGCUUGAACAGCUCCGUUGCUGAUGAAUAUGAUGUUGACCUCCUUGGAAAUCUAAUCUGCCACUUACCUCCAGCCUUUCUACAUGGCAGAAUGUCCCUGAAGGCAAUGGCAGCAGCCCUACAUCAAUUCAAACUUUGCCAAAAGCUCAGCCACGAGCAGAAGACUGAAAUUAAAUACAAACUCCAUCAGUUAUAUGGCUCCUCAAACAACUGGACAGCACAAACAACAUUAGAUGUUGGACCAUUCAUAGUUAUGUUGUCAAGAGAGGAAUUAAAUAUCCUUGCUGAAAAGUUCCCAGAUAUCAUUUUACAAAUAGCAAAGACAAUUGGACCACUUUCUUCAGCUGAAGAGCUUCUGUCAGCUGUGUUCGAGUCAGUCUCCAGCAGCACUGGCAGCGCCCGCCUGUCUCUCAGCAGAGCUGAUUGCCUGAGAACCAGAGCUCCUUCUUCAAAUGAAAUCAUUAAAUUAGGAGAAGCAAAUAUCUUUUGGUCAGUUCAGGAACUGAAAUGCAUGGAUCCAGGGACUUUUGACAAAAAUGUGGAACUUCUUGGGGGUGUCUCAGGUUUUAACAGCUCCCAGCUGACUGCCUUGAAGGAAAAAGCCAAGCAGGUCUGGGGUUUGCUGCCAGACUGGAGAAGUUACCAAAUCAUCUCCCUGGGCCACAUUGCUCUGGCACUCACUGAACAGGAAAUCACAGAGCUGGACCUGCACUCCAUCGACACAGUUUCUGCUCUUAGUCAGCAAACAGGGUGGACUUUUACCCAGGCAAGAGCUAUUUUGCAAGGUUUUCUAGAUGACUCUGGCCAGACCAUCAGCACAUUAAAAAGUUUUGAUUUAGUUGGAUUAGGAGCUGUUCUCUGUGCUUUGAACUCCACAGAAAUCACAUCCAUAAGGACUGUUGAAUUCAGUGCUGCAAUUGCAAGAAUUGGCCUGUUGUUUUGUAGCACCCCUGUUCUGAGGCAGUUUAAGAAGAUGACAGAAUCUGUGUUUGGUGCUGCUACCAGCUGGAAUGGCUCUAUUUUACAGGAAAUUGGUACUAUAGCAGGUGCUUUGAAUGAGGAUGAAUUAAAAGCUUUUGAUAAAAGCUUGAUGCCAUAUUUCCAGCCAUCAGCAAUAAGACAUAUACCUCCUGAAAUUUUCCAAGCAUUGUCCCCAGAGCAAAUAGCAAACCUGGGCCCUGAGAACUCCGCCAUGGUUACAGGAUCACAGCGGGAGCAUCUGGAUGCAUCCCAGCUCCAGAGCCUGGGGCUGGCACUGGAUGGAGCCAGGAGCAGCAGCCCAGGGACACAGAGCACUGCAGGAUCUCCCCAGGAGGGGCAAACCGCGGCUCCCAGUGGUGCUCCUUGUUUGAGUGGCUUUGGCAUCUGGCUGUGUGCUGUGUUUACACUGCCCCUGCCUUUCUCAACCCUCAAUGGCUGAGCUUGUGUCCUGGAGCUUACAACAGAGAUGCUAGAGAUAAAAGAGUGUCAGCUCAGCUUGAACAGUAGAAUCAAGAGGCUCUGACAAUUCUGAGUACAGAGUGGUUAAAUUCUCACAAGCAAGACCCUCAUCUGCCAUCAUUAUGAGAACUAUCUCCUUUCCAUAGCUUUACCAUUAACAAGUAACACAGUAUCCUUGCAAAUACUUCAAGUUUAAAAGUUGGAAAUUACUUACCUGUCUCAUGAGAAAUGUAGGAUUGUGUGUUAGGUAGGAACUUGAAUUAUAGGGGGGACAGGUAGCAGAAGACUGUUAUUUGGAGGCUGAUGUCUGAUACCCAGUGCUUUGUACAUGGGCUAAUUUUGUCACACUGUUGUGUCCUUUUGUUGGGUUUUCUUUUGCUUCAAGUAUACAUUCCCUGGGGAGGGGCUAUCCUUCUAUGUGGUGUAGUAGAAACUCCACUAAAAGUUACUGCUGUUACAAUAAAAUAGCUUCAUCUCAGAGCUGCUGGUUUAAAUCCUCCUCAGACAAGAAGUGAUAACAGACUCUUAGAAUUUAAGCACCUCUACAAAACGUAGUUUCCCCAUGGCUGUUUGUAUUCAAUAUAGAACUGUUGACACUGAGGGCAUUGGCAAUACUGUGAGUAUUUCAUGUGACAAAAUGCACCAUGGAAACUGCUUAUGUUCAUCAAGAGACAGUCCUUUCACUCCAGGUAGGGUUGAAGUGUACAUCUGGGAAUACUAAGGGGAAGCUGUUCACUGGGCCUGUGCACUACUAGGACUGUCAAUCCAGGAUUUUCCACAAGACCUAGAAAAGGAAUUUCUCCUAAUUAUAAACCAUAGAUAUUUUCCUGUAUUUUAUCAGCAUAUGAUUUAAGUUUCCAAUAUUAGCUUCUCAUGCCUCAAUGUUUCUCAGUAAUUAGCUUCUCAACAUUUUAAACAAUGGGAAGAAAAAGAUAUAUUAAAAAUCCUCCUCAUGUGAACAUACAUUUUGAUGUUGUUCAACAUGAUUUUAGACCACAAACACAUGGCACAGUUUUCCAUUUUGCCAUUGCAAAAAAUCUUAUGUUUUCUAGACGAAAAAAGGCAAUGCAUGGACUGAAAAGUUUAGCUCUUUCAUUCAGAGAUGUACUGUAGCAAAUGCCCUUCAAACUGUAAUUUGUAUUUCUUUAUGGUAAACAUUACAUCUGGCUUCUGGCCUGAAAGUAGAACUGAAAUUUUUCUCAAGUUGGGAAGCAAUUGGAGUGGGAGGGAGGGAGAGCUGGAGGGAAGAGGCCAGCUGCUGCUGGGGCAAGGUGAAUGUGAGCUCUUGCUGCAGUUGGGAGUAACAGUUCCCACCACAGUCCCAUAUUCUGGAAUUCCUGCAGCAGCAGGGGCUAACUUGAUUCUCAGGGCUUUGUUAUUGGCAAAGUAGGCAGUGAGAGCAAUUUCUCACCCCCUCCUUUCCCUCUUCCCCCUUCAGCAAUCUGCUGCUUUGGGAACUGCCUUUGCCUAUAACUAACCCUGGCAAGUGUGACAUGAUAUUACAGAUAAUACUGCAUGCUUUAGUUCUGCAUUUUAUAAGCAAAGAAUUAUGAUUGCUGCAAACUGCCUGGCACUUUUUUCUCUAAUCCUCAUUGUAAGAUUCUAGCUUCUCCAGCUGUGUUUCCUUUUCUGCAUGUGAACAAGAGAUUGAGACAUAUAUUUAAAUAGAAAAAAGUUUGUUUUAUUAAUCCCAGCAAGUACAUGCAAAUGUCCACUAAAACCUAGUGGAUCAAAUGCAUUAUAAAGAUUUAUCUGUGUUUUCACAUCAGAAAGUUCUGCCUCACUCAGAUGUGAAAGUACUAAAAGGUUUUUUGAUUUCUAGAAAUUGCCUGACUUGAAGUCUGUGUGCACUUCUGAAGAUGCAGGAGAGUGUUUUCAUGUCAGGAAGACAGUCAGCAUUUCCAGUUCAGCUGCUUAGUUCGGAUACAUGACUUAGCUCUACCAAGCCCUUCAAAAAUCUAUAUGAGUUGAAAGUGAUCUUCUUCUGUCAAUAUACCUGGGAGUGAUUCAAUUUGCAAUUAUGUGAGUCAGAGUUUAGCUUUUAAUUGGAGCAGGAGUGAGUUCUUUGUUUUGUGCCAUCUGUGCUGUAAUUUCUUUCAAGCACAAGUGCUUUUAAAUUGCUGAACUGCUUGAUUAUUUAUAUAUUUUAUUAAAUUAAUAUAUUAAGAACUUUGGCAUUGCAUUUACGUUUGGUCAAGAGCUUAUCUAUUUCUUACAAGAGGAGUGUAGGAGGGGUAAAUGUAGAGCACUACUUAAUGUUGUACUGAUUUCACUGUGAGAUUGCAAAUCCUGUUUGGUUCAUGAGAUGGUGUGAGCAUUUGGGAUGGCAAGUAUGUAGAAAAGCAAUUUUACUCCUGCCAAAGUCCCUCUUGUAAAGGUCACUGAUGGAAAAGCCCAUUCUACAAAAUCUGGGAUUCAUUAGACACUUUCAUCAAAACUGUUGAAACAUAAUUUCUGUGGGAAGAAUAGAUGGAGAGCAGAGAAAGGCAUAGAGAGCACAAGUAUACUCAGUGUGUAAUCUGUGUGUGUGACCUGCCAUGCAUUCACAAUCCUGCACACUGCCAGAGGAAGCUGAAACAUGCACACUUUCCUUCCAUGGAACAAACCACAGAACCCCUCAGUGCAGGCAUCUGUCCCCUCUGCAGAUAUGUAUUGCAUACAACAUGCACGUGAUCACUUUGACUGGUAUGCAUUCAUGGGAAAAAUGUCUCACAGUCCCUCUCUUUUUGCAUGAUCAGGAUUUUGGGGAAGAAUAUACUACAGAGAAAUGUGGUAUAAAGAUUUGAUUCUUAAAGAAAUGUUGCUCUUUGUAGAUGUGGGUAACAUUUGUUUAAACCAAGCUUAAUUUCUCCUACAUUCUUUUUAGUUCUUUUAGAUAUUUGAGAAAGAAAAAUCAUAUUUUUACAUAAAUCUGCUGUUGAAUAUAGACCAUGAUAAUAAUUGUAUCUGCUUAUUGUGAGAACUGCAGCUCUCCUCUCCAUUUGUGACCCUUCUGAUGGUUGCUGGGCAGUGGCAUACAUCCUGUGGGAUGCACAUCCAACCAUCCAGCUGCUGAGAGUCACAGCUCUGGAGUAGGCCUGGCUCCUCUGAGUGCUUUGAGCCCUGUGACAGGUGACCCUGUCCAGCAGUAUGUGAGAGGAGGCAUUUCAUUCCUGUGAUUGAAUGGAGGAUCCUUCAGAAGUUAACAAAUGGCAAGAAAUACUUUUGUUGGUUUAUUACUUCAGUGCCUGAUACCUUUAUGUUCAGAAUUGUAUUUAGAAAAGAGAAAAGGGCUACUGAUUCUGGAUCAGCAGGAAAGAAGAUAUCCCCAUGACCUGGUACUGAGGUAAAUGGCACAUCUGUGGUAUCUCUAAAUCCCCGAAAGGAAGAAAACAACUGCCCAUCCACAGUGUCUGAAAAGUAUCCCUGUUAAAGCUGGCAUUAUGGCUGUUGUCAGGUUUUGUACAGUGCAUGGAAUGUUUGACUCUCAGUGAUCUCAAUCUGUCACAUCAGAGCUAACCAGCUCCUCAGUGUGAGGCUCUAAAGACACUGUUAAAAAAAAAAAAAAAAAAAGGCAUCCUUCCUUAAUUUUAAGAAGCCCUUUAUGCCUCUCUAUAAUCUGCUCAAAUAUUCCAGAGGCAAUUACGUACUGCAUUAUGGCAGAUUUAGCUUAUCACUUCACUGCUGUGCCUAGGGAUCAUCACCCCCUCAUUUACUUUCCAGUAACACAAAUUGCAGCCCCAUCAUGUUAGGCUGGGACCUUGUCAGAGUCCCACUGGCUGCCCCUUGGAGAAAUGUGAGACAUUGCUCAAGGUGUGCCAGCCAAAUGCACCUGGGGCUAAGGAGAGGCCCGACUCACUCAAAUGACACUCAGAAAGAAGCAAGGAACCAGCAGUCACCUGGAAUGUGUCACUUGAGCAGGUAACUGGCCAUAGUGCACCGUUGGUAUUUUGGCUCAUGCUGUGUUGUGGUUAUAGAUACCACACAUUGCUUCCCAGUGGGACACUGCCAAUUUCCCCACGGCAGUCGAGGAACAGCUGUCAAACUGCAGAACCUUGCUCCCCUGUCAUGCUCUGUUCUCCUCAGAAGUAAGGAUCAAAUUUCAAAUAAUCUUUUCCUCAUUUUUUUUCUUUUCUCUAAAAAGGUUGAUAUUCCAGGCUGGUACACAACUUUAAGCAAUGGGGUCUCUUUAUUUCAGUGAAAAUGUUUGCAUGUUUUUGAUAAGUUUGUGGGCUUUUUGGUGUGUGUGCUUUGAGUUGUUUUUUGGGUUUUAAGCAAGAUCUGUAGGCAUGGGAUGAGGAGAGCUAAGAACCUUAUAGUCCUGAUUAGUAAAAUAUUCUCAUCCAUGCUGUAUGAUGUAGGACAGCCUUGGGGACUGUUUAGUCCCGUGCUGUUGGAAGGGAGGGAUCUGACUUCCUUUUCCAGUACGGCAGGAGGGAAACUGGAUAGAAAAGACAGGUCUGCAAAGAAUAAACAAAAACACUGUAAGUUAAAUUUCUUUUAUUGGUACCCCAGAACAUUUGGAAUUGGUCCUCAGAAAGAGUAUUUUCUACAUUGUUAUACAGCAUGCUGUUGGAAAGUGCAGAUGAGUAACAAACAGAUCUGUGUGCUAUCCAGGUCUCCAUCAUUUCAUACUUUAGUUAAGACUGUGAUCCAUUAUCAGACCAUCUUUCCAUAUCUUUCUGCCUAGUCUUUAGACAGAGAAAUUAUGAGACUACAUCAAAGACCCCACUGGACCUUGCCUGGCAUCAGGACAUGGAGGAGUUUUGCACCAUAGGAUAUUUUUAUCAAAGUUCACAUCUGGUUCUUUAUUUGUACCCAAAAAUAGAUAGCCACAAAACAUAUUACAUUUUUUCUGCAAUGAGUAGAAAGCAACCAAUGUCCAUCUGUCUCUUCCUGCCCCUUUCUCUUCAGCAUCAGUCUGCUUUUCCAAUCCGGAUUAAUGAGAGGAUUUUCUUGCCCUGAUGAUGCAGGAGCACAGGCAUCUUUAGAGCUCAUAGUCCAAGUGACUGAACACUGAAGUAUUAACUGGAGGAAUUGUGAUUGAUGGAUUUCUUGCUUUGCUGGCAACAGUAUAACAUUUAUUUUCUAAUGUUUUGGCUGGUGUAAUUAGCCUUACAAAUACUUAACAUCUCACUUAAUAUCUGUAAACUUCUCUUUGAGGGACAAAGAGAAAAGGAGAGAAGCCAAAAGUAAAUUCCUGUAGGAGAAAUAUGAAAACAGUGCAAAAUGCUAAUCUGUCACAGAUACAACAGGGGAAUAUUUUCUGGUACUGCUUUCCUUGUUAAUUUUUAACCAUUGUAUAUGGAAGUGAACUAUAUUGAUUUAUCAAAGAAUAGCCAUUGCUAUAGUUAAAAUCACACUAGUUUGAUGCACAAGCUGAAACUGCCCUAGGUCAUGUUUAAUUGGAGCUUGACAUGUUUCAACAUUUAAUCGGAUGUCAGAAAAUAACAUAGAUCACAAACAAGUUCUGAAUAUUAACUGCAUGAACUGAGCAGUGGGUUGAGAGAAUGGAUGUCAGCUCUCUGCCUUUAAUGUAUCUAUUAAAUAGAUUCCAGAUAUGUACCUGUCAGUGUUUUUAUUAUCUACUUUUAUUUCAGUAUUCACCCUUUCAGAAUUGUUGAGAUCUGACAUAUUAAAUGUUCGCAUUUCAGUCAAGCAGGCUGGUCCAGCCAGAGCUCUAAGACAUGUCUGUGUUUUCAGACCUCACACAUGUGUGCAGUGAUGGAAGUGCCUCAGCACGGCAGCUGCUGAUGUUGUAGUUAUGAAUUUGCACUUUCUCCCCUCCUGUUGCAGUUGGUACCACACAUUUGGGGAGUUCUGCCAAAUGCUGUUGUUUUCAGUACAAAUUCUCCCAGUACUAUAUUUGAGUUUUUAACAUGUAUCCUCAAGUAGGCAACUCACUGGUGGUUACAUCAAACAUUAUUUGAUGCCAAAAAUUAUUCAAUAUCUGUUUAAAAUAAUUAUUCUGUUAGAGUUGAGAACUAUAAAACUUUACAAAUGCAACAUCCAACCUCUUAGGAAGCGGUAAGAGAUACUGUGGAGCUUGUCAAGGAGUUGUACUGCUAUACUUGUAAACACAGUGUUGUAAGAGGACAGGCUUUGAUUCUUAAUCUCUGAAAAUAAGUAAAUUUGUUUUUGUCACACAGUGAGUACUUACUAAAAAAGAUAAACUCAAUAGCAGGUAUUAAUCAGUUCUCCCUUCUCAGGAUUAUGUAAACUCUCUAAAGAUUUCAAUGUUUGUGCUACAUUUUAAACAGAAGAAUUAAAAGAUUGUAGUUAGGAUCCUUUUCUUAAAUUUCAAACAGUCCAUAACCCUCUGCUGUGGGAACUUUUCAAUGUAUAAUUCUGUAACAGUAAAGUCCUUACACUAUUUCCUCAAACAGGCUGUGAAACAAUGUAAAGCAAGAGAUUUUAAAGAAAUGAGCUACCCAGCAAAACACCACUGUUUACCUGGAGUAAACUGUUACCCAUUUUCUACAACCAUUGGAAAUCCUAUUCCUGGGCAGCUAUUCCUAUUUUUCUUUGCUCUUGUUUGGAUUGUUGGGUUUUUUUACAGAGAACAUUGGAGAGUUAUUAAAAGGAGAUGCCUCUUUUGAACUGCCCACUGAAUUUACUGGUCAUGUCCUGUUUGAGGGAUUAAGGACUCUGACGAGGCAGUGUGGUAACUCUCAAGGCAUGAUUAUUGAAUAAAUAAUUGCUAUUUUUUCUUUUUCUUGGAAGUUUACACAGAAUCACAGAAUUGUUAGUGUUGGAAGGGACAUCUGGAGAUCACCCAGUCCAACCCUCCUGCCAAGGAAGGGUCACCUGGAGCAGUGACACAGGAACGUCUCCAGGUGGGUUUGGAAUGUCUCCAGGGAGGGAGAAUCCCUGACUGCCCAGUCCUGUCCCAGUGUUCUGUGGCCCUCAAUGUAAAAAACUCUACCUUGUGUUGAAGUGAAACUUCUUGUGUUUCAGUAUAUGGCCACUGCUCCUUGUCCUGUCACUGGGCACCACAGAAAAGAAUCUGGCACCAUCCUGGCACGGGCUGCCCAGAGAAGCUGUGGCUGCUCCAUCCCUGGAAGUGUUCCAGGCCAGGCUGGACGGGGUCCCGAGUACCCUGGUCCAGUGAGUGGCAUCCCUGCCCAUGGCAGGGGGCAGAAUGAGAUGAUCCCUAAGUACCCUUCUCACCCAAACCAUUCUGUGUUUCCAUGAUUAUGUGACCCUCUUGGGACCUAUCGAUGAGAUCCCCCCUCAGUCUCCACUCCUCCAGACUAGCAAGGCCCAGACCUCGCAGUCUCUCCUAAGAGAGACACUCCAGACCCCUCAUCACCGUUAUGGCCUCUGCUGGACUCUGUCUAGUAGCUGAUGUAGAUUUUUAAACUGUUGGUGCUCAAAACAUAAUAAAAAACAUAUA
This is a messenger RNA of Taeniopygia guttata (zebra finch), 13363 nucleotides long. It is a transcript of the gene OTOA, whose product is annotated as otoancorin. NCBI's taxonomy places the organism in Eukaryota, Metazoa, Chordata, Aves, Passeriformes, Estrildidae. Gene Ontology annotation, biological process: cell-matrix adhesion. The record is from RefSeq and is a predicted model, not a curated record. Gene Ontology annotation, cellular component: cell surface.